Drosophila sulfurigaster albostrigata is the source of this 4839-nucleotide messenger RNA. Its product is annotated as protein turtle homolog A. Gene Ontology annotation, molecular function: protein binding. NCBI's taxonomy places the organism in Eukaryota, Metazoa, Arthropoda, Insecta, Diptera, Drosophilidae. The record is from RefSeq and is a predicted model, not a curated record. The coding region runs from base 892 to 3966 and encodes 1024 amino acids. The transcript is spliced from 17 exons.
GCUAUAACGAUACACAUGUUGCUAACGGACGCUGCGCAUCCUGGAAUCGUGAAUCGUGAACCGUUCAAACCGUUGAAAACGUUGAAAACGCUCUGAAAUGUAGCCCAAUGCGUUCGCUUUAGGGUAUCCGUUUAAAGCACCGUACACACACUUACACACUCACACACAUACACAUACAUAUUCACCCUCUCACCAACUUAGUUGCUUACACACACACACAGACAUAUUUACACCCGCACUCUCAACUACGAACGAACAAGUGUAAUUCGGUGUGCGUGUGUGCGUGUUGUGUAUCUGUGAGAUAUUUGUGACUUCUCCUCCUCUUUAACCGUCUUGCCAUCGAGUUUGUUUGGUCACUUUGAAGUGCUUAACAAAACCAAUAAAAAUUCAGAAUCCAAAGCAGACGGCGUGUCGCGUCUUCGAUCUUUAAGCCUACAAAACUGAAGCUGUUGGCACCUAUAAAAAUAAUAUUCAAAACGAAAAUCGAAAAUCUUAAACAAAACACAACAAAACAGUUCAUCCAUUAAAGCCAGCUCUAAAGCUAAUAACAAUAAAAGCAACAUGGAAUAUUGAAUGAAUCCGAAUCUGUCUGAAGCUGAAUCCGAAGCUGAAUCCAAAUCCAAAAUCAGCACUCUCCACUUUAUCCACUGUGUAUGCACAUAUAUUAACUGACUGGAGGCUGAGGAACUCAUCCGACUGAUGCCCCCGGGGAAAGAUGGCCAGCAAGUUGACAGAGGCAUCUGGCCAAAUGAAAGCAACAGCAGCAACAGCAAGAGCAGCAGCAAUAAAGAGUUAAUACGACUGAGAGUAUGAGAAGAGGCAAGUUUAUAACAAGCGACAGCUUCCACUAGCACACACAGCGAGUAACAAAGUUAACGAGUCAGCAAACGAAUGACAGAGAAAGAUAGAACCGAAAGAACGAGAGAAAUGUAUCCCGAGGUCAGCAUAAUCCAGCUGAAGCAGAAGCUGAAGCAGAAGCAUGAAAAAGAAGAGCCGCUGUCAGAGGAGCUCACUCAACAGUAUCAAUGCCAUCAGAGCAGUAAAAGGACUGCAGCUGGCCAGAUGUCGUGGUGUCUGGGCAUUUGCCUGGUGCUCGCCAGUUGGCGACAGACGCAAAGCUCCUACCUGGAGCCGGACGAGCUCAUCCAUGAGCUGGAUCGCCCGGUGCCGCUGACAUCGGUGCACGGCGUGCUCAGUCGCCAGGCGAUGUUGCCCUGCGACAUCACGCCGAUGGAGCGCGACGAUGCUGUCUAUAUGGUGCUCUGGUUUCGAGAGGGAGACGGUGAGCCCAUCUACAACUUCGAUGUGCGGGGGCGACAGUUUGGACAGGCGCGUCUCUGGUCGUCGCCGCUGGCCUUUGGGUCGAGGGCACACUUUAGUAGUACGUCGCAUCCGGCGCAACUGAAAAUCGACAAUGUACGCAUCGAGGAUGAGGGCGUCUAUCGGUGUCGCGUCGACUUUCGCAAUUCGCCCACCCGAAAUCUGAAAAUAAAUCUAACCGUAAUUGUGCCCCCGGAUCGACCCAUUAUCUAUGAGCCCAACCGCCACGACAAGACCAGCAACGUCGAGUCCUUCAACGAGGGCAACGAUAUCGUCCUUGCCUGCGAGGUAUCCGGCGGUCGACCCAGACCGAAUGUUACCUGGUAUCUGGACAACACGGUCAUCGACGAGUCCUUUGACCAGCGUGCCGAUGGCAAGACCGUUAAUCACUUGUCCUAUCCCAACAUUGGCAGGCAGCAUCUCAAUGCUCGCCUCGUCUGCAUCGCCAGCAACACGAAUCUGACGCCGCCCAACCAAAAAGUCGUCAUACUGGACGUCAACUUGAAACCUGUGGCGGUGCACAUCCUGACCAAGGAUCGAUUCGUCUCCGCGGAUCGCACCUACGACAUCGAGUGCAAGAGCUCCGGCUCCAAGCCGCCAGCUCUGAUCUCCUGGUGGAAGGCCAACAAGCCGCUCAAGAAACUCACCAAGAAUUUUAAUGAGCCAGACAAUCAAUCCCUAAGCAUACUGACGUUUACACCCACCCGCGAGGACGAUGGCAAAUAUUUAACAUGUCGAGCUGAAAAUCAAUUCAUCGACGGCAGCUCCAUCGAGGACAAAUGGCGUCUCAUUGUGCACUACCAACCGACGACAGUGCUGAAGAUGGGCUCCUCCUUGAAUCCGGAUGACAUUAAGGAAGGUGACGAUGCCUACUUCGAGUGCAUUGUGCAAUCGAAUCCGAAGCCCUACAAGAUGUCCUGGUUUCACAAUGGCAAGGAGCUGCAGCACAACGUCUCGGUGGGCAUCAUACUCUCGGAUCAAUCGCUGGUCCUGCAGAGCGUCUCGAGGGCCUCGGCGGGCGAUUACACCUGCCUGGCUGUCAAUUCGGAGGGCAAAGGCCUCAGUAAUCCGGUCACAUUGCGCAUACGCUACGCGCCCAUCUGCGCCAUCGACCACGAGGAGCUGCUGGGCGCUCUCAAGCACGAGACGCUGCCGUUGAAGUGCGAAGUCGAUGCCUCGCCACCUGCGGACUCCUUCCACUGGACCUUCAACUCAUCCGGCGAGCAAACCGAGCUGCCUGCCCGCCUCCAUUCCAGCGAGACGGGCAUGUCACGACUGAACUACACCCCAAGCUCCGAUCUGGACUACGGCACAAUUUCCUGCUGGGGCAAGAACUCAAUUGGACUGCAGAAGAGUCCCUGCGUCUUUCAGAUUGUAGCAGCAGGUCGCCCCUUUCCGCUGCAGAACUGCACGGUGAGCAAUCAGUCGGUGGAUUCACUGCAAGUCGACUGCAUCGAGGGAUUCGACGGCGGCUUGCCCCAGAGCUUCAUGCUCGAGCUGGUCGAGUUGAAUUCGCUGCGUCUGGCCCGUAACAUAACUGUAACUCACACGCCAGUGACCUUUGUGAUUGAGAACCUGGAUCAGGCGGCCACCUAUCGCAUGAUCAUCUUCGCAGUGAAUGUCAAAGGUCGCUCCGAGCCCAUAAUCAUCGACGACAUCAACUUUAAAGGCGUGGCGAAGCUAACAAGCAGCACAACGGGUCUGAGCAUGCCGCUCUCUCCGUUCCUGGCCGGACUGACGCUCUUCUGUGGCCUGCUGUUUGCCAUAUCCUGCAUCAUUCUGGCUGCGAUAUACAGACGCUUCUCUAAUCGCCGCAACGAUAAUAAUCUGAAAGCCGUUAAGCACACACAAUUAGCCAUACCCGCAGACUGCCAGCUGGAUCCGCUGCGUCCCAAUCAGCAUGCAAAUGGCCAGGGCCAAGGGUUGGGCCGUGGACAGGAGCAGGCUCACCACAGUCUGCUGCCGAUUAAUUGUGAUAAUCGAAAUGCGGUCGACUGCGGUAACUUGGGCAUCGGCGAGUCGGGCAUCGAUGGCGGCACAAGAACCUCGCCAAGUGGCCAUGGACUGCAAAUGGCGAUGGCCAGCGACACGCUGCGUUCCACGGCGCGCACUCGACCGAGUCCUCAGCUGAUGGGGGGCGAUCAGGCGGACAUCGACGACACGGAUCCCGAUGUUAUACCCAAUCAGUAUGAAAAACGCCCUCUUAAGGCGCUUGUGGUGUCGCCGGGCUUUGCGAGUCCCUCAUCACGGUUGCUGCAGCGGGAUUACUGCCACAGUCGAGAUGCCGAGCAUCUGAAGAGCACGCCCGAUUGCAUGACAGCCGCAGCUGCGGCCGAGGCCAGCACAAUUGGCCUGCUCAGCAACUCUGGCAACGAAGUGCUGCACUACACCUUCCGCCCAAGCAAACAAAUUAGCUAUGCCACUCUGAACAAGAAGGGCAUCACCACCUGCAGUCCGCCGCUGGGGUCGCUGACCUACAAUGUAAGUACAUCGACGCCAUCAUCCUCAUAUCAUCUAACACCGCAGCCAAUGGAGGUCAGCUUGCUCAGUCCGAAUAACGCAUCGGUGACAUCGUCAUUAAGCGAAUACCGAUUUCGACCGGAGGUGGUCACCACAUCGAAUCGCAUACAGGAAAGUUGUAUAUAAGCAAACUCCAGAUCCAUUCACAAAUCAAUACUUAUCCCAUAUACUAUAUAUAUAUGCCUAAUUCACUUUUGAAUGUGUACAAAUGAGAGCAACAACAACAACAAAGGCAACAAAUUGUAUUAAAACAUGAAUAUCGUAGCGUAUCGAAUAACCCCCAACAACUAGAUCAACCUACUUAUAUAUAUAUAUAGAUAUACUUAUAGAUAUAUUUAUUCGCAUGGUUUGAGGCAAGACUUCUUUAAAUUGUAAGCAUUUUCUGUGUAAUUGUUGCAUUAAUCGAAGCCAAAAGUGUGACUCGUUUUGUAAAUACUUUUACCCUUACUUUACCUGGAUUAACUCGUUGUCAUUUCGUUGUAACUAAGUCUAAUACUCCACGCUAAACAAGGCUGCAAACAGCACUGAGAUCGUGUUCAAAUCAAAAUUAAUCAAGUUGCGAACCAUUUCGCAGCCGUGACACAAACCUUACAACGAUUCACACUGUUUGCAGUCUUGUUUACACUUGUAACGUGUAAACAUAUCCGACUAUCUGUUGUCUUAAUUUACAACCCAAUCGAUUCACAUACAUAUUCACAUCAAUAUGCAUACAUAUCCCAAGGAUCAGAAUAAGCUGCGAUAACUGCGAUCAUAUCUACGAAUGUUGCUUUAACAUCAAAUACAAAUGCUUAUUAGACCCGAUGUUGUAAUAAUAUCGUAAUGAACAAUGAAUUCAUCCCCUCUCAAGAAUUUCGAGAAGAUUGUCAACUAAUUUAUACCCUGCUAUCCAAUUUAAUCUAAACAGGACCUGCACUCUUCCACACCUAACAGAGUGCUGCGGGAGUCGCAUUUCUGAAUUGACGACAUAUCCCUAGAUCGUAUAUCAAUAUACCAUACAUA